AACGCGCCAACCCGAUCAGCUGAAGCAAAGCUGUAGCAAAGCUUGGAAACUAUUUUUGAUCAUCAGAGUUUUGGCCAGUUUUCAAAUAAGCUCCUGUUGCAGGCCAAACGUUAAUAAUCUGAUACCGUUAAUGCAGUAAAAUGCACACAGCUGUCAGACGUGUGUCUGCCUCCAAAUCCUCCAAGAAAUCCAGCACUCAGACAACUAUCAGCAGGUUCUUCACUAAUGCAAGCGAUCGGGCUCAACCAACUGAGCAGAUUAACUGCCAAGACCAACGCCAAGAGGGCAGAGGGAAGAAGAGGUUGUCUGAUGGAGGAGCGUCCACAGAGAAACGAGCCAAACUCGUGGUCAAUGUGGAGCAGGAGAGGGAUGAGGAGUUCACAGUGACCCCCAGCACCUGUAAGACGGUGUCCUCGAAAGCUUGUAUCAGCCAAGCCACCCUCACCAGACUUAAAGACUUCAGCUGCUCAGAGAGCUCAGAGAGUCUACUGCCAGAUCAGACUAUAAAACUGGAGUUGGGGCCUUCAGAUUCGAGAAAAGCUGAAGGUUCUGCCUCACAGCAACACAAUGUUAUCGUGGAAGACGAAAUGGUUGAAGAGGUCAAAGAAGAGCCCAUUAAUAUUAAACAGGAGUUUUCCUUUAAUCAGUAUGCUAAGAAUACUGGGAGCAGGAAAAGUUCAGAAGAGCCUUCUGUUCCCAACAGAAGAACCAAGACCAAUUACACGCCGCUAGAAGAACAGUACAUGGAGAUCAAAAAGCAGCAUGCGGACACAGUGCUUUGCGUCGAGUGUGGGUAUAAAUACAGGUUCUUCGGCGAGGAUGCAGAGAUUGCUGCAAAGGAACUUAAUAUCACUUGUCAUCUGGACCAUAACUUCAUGACAGCCAGCAUCCCUACUCAUCGUCUGUUUGUGCAUGUUCGGCGACUGGUUUCUCAGGGCUACAAGGUUGGUGUAGUGAAGCAGACCGAAACUACAGCCAUCAAAGCGUCCAGCACUAACAAAAGUUCACUCUUCUCACGCCAGCUACAUGCGCUUUACACAAAGUCCACACUUGUGGGAGAAGAUGUGAAUCCUCUGCUAAAGCUGGGAGAUUUGGAGCAGGCUGAAGAUGUGGUGCAGGACAGUGGAAAUAACUAUCUAAUGUGUGUGAGUGAGAGUUUAGACAAACAGAGCAAGGAGCUGACUGUAGGGAUGGUGGUGGUCCAGCCAAGCAUUGGGGACGUGAUGGUGGACUGUUUUAAAGAUAAUACGAGCCAUUCAGAGCUGGAAUCCAGAAUACUGAGAAUACAACCUGUAGAAAUCCUAGUUCCUUCAGAUCUGUCAGAGAGUACUGAGAGGUUAUUACGCAACAUCACUCUCCAGGUAAAUGCUUGUGUUGUGUUGGUCCUGUGA
Molecule: messenger RNA, 1391 nt
Organism: Danio aesculapii
Lineage: Eukaryota; Metazoa; Chordata; Actinopteri; Cypriniformes; Danionidae
Product: DNA mismatch repair protein Msh3-like
Exons: 8
Coding region: 141-1391 (416 amino acids)
Biological process (GO): mitotic recombination; mismatch repair; somatic recombination of immunoglobulin gene segments
Cellular component (GO): nucleus
Molecular function (GO): ATP binding; ATP-dependent DNA damage sensor activity; mismatched DNA binding
Source: RefSeq, a predicted model, not a curated record